Messenger RNA from Lycium ferocissimum, 405 nucleotides. Its product is annotated as putative zinc finger A20 and AN1 domain-containing stress-associated protein 8. Gene Ontology annotation, molecular function: zinc ion binding; DNA binding. NCBI's taxonomy places the organism in Eukaryota, Viridiplantae, Streptophyta, Magnoliopsida, Solanales, Solanaceae. The record is from RefSeq and is a predicted model, not a curated record. The transcript has a single exon. Bases 1 to 405 code for a protein of 134 amino acids.
AUGACUUCUGGUGACAAUGCUGAAAAACCAAGUCCAUGUGCAAGGGGUUGCGGCUUCUAUGGAACCCCAAGGAAUCACAAUCUUUGUUCUCAAUACUACAAAGCUUUCUUGAAAGAACAAGCCGCCAAGGAUGCAUUAGCUUUACCUGAAAAUAUAUCUUCUCUUACUAUUAAAACAGGAAAAGAUGAUUUGUCGACAAUGAAGACGAAAACAAAGAGGUGCAUUGUUUGCAAGAAGAAAGUGGGAUUAAUAGGGUUCAGUUGUAAGUGUGGUGAAAUAUUUUGCAGGAGUCAUAGGUAUCCGGAGGAACAUGCAUGCAUGUUCGAUUUCAAGUCUAUAGGCCGUGCGAAUUUGGUUAAGGAAAAUCCUCUCUGCAAAGCUGAUAAACUUGAGCAUAGGAUCUAA